CUCUAAUAUUUUUCCGUUGCUUGUUAAUUGAUUAGUGAAGUGUUUGAUUCGGUCGGUUGUGGGUGGUGAAUAUGUGGAUUUCAAUUGUCUCUAAACUUCAUUUUGUUGGUUGUUUUCAGUUGAUCAACUAUGGAAGGGUUGAUGGAUGAUAUGAGCACAGGCAAGGACACGGGAAUUGACUUGAAUGUUGAUUUAGAUUGGGGAAUGGAUUAUGGAGAUGAUACCGGUGGUGUUAGAGAUAGUGACAAUAUGGAGGACAAUGUCGACACCAGUGAUAGUGAUUCUGAGGAUGAUAAUAACACUAACAUUGGUGAUGAUGAUAAGGAGAACAUCUCAGAUGAGCAUUUGCACAGCUUCGAAACACAGCCACACAGCUCAGAUGCACCUCUACACAAAGAUGCUGCAAAUCCAGCCAUGGCUCCACCGUACUCGAGUACGUAUGACUCGACCCUGCUUGAUAAAGUCGGGAAUGGGAAGCCAUAUUCUAAAUGGGAGUCGGGUGAUGUUGUGGGUUUUGAGUUUGAAACCCUUGUGGAGGCUGGCAAGUUCUAUUCAACUUAUGGUUGUGCCAUGGGAUUCAGCGUAUGAAAGAACACUCACACAUAUUCAAAAUAUGGAGUUAGAAAUAUGCAGUGAUGGGUUUGCUCAUGCGAGGGGGAGCGUCAGCCAGUGCACAAUGACAAGGAGAACAGAAAGCGUGAACCUAGGCCUGUAACAAGGCUCCAUUGUCCGACUGCUUUCAAAGUCAGUUUUCUUGAGGCAACUAACCGAUUCAAGGUGAAGCAAUUUGUACCAACACAUUUUCAUCACUUAGCUGGAGCACAUGAAGUGCAGUUUUUGAGUUCUCAUCGCAAGGUAGAUGAAGCAAGUAAGGCUCAGAUUCGAUCACUUAGGGCUGCUGGUGUUCGCACCAAUCAAAUCAUGAAUUAUCU
Molecule: messenger RNA, 932 nt
Organism: Linum trigynum
Lineage: Eukaryota; Viridiplantae; Streptophyta; Magnoliopsida; Malpighiales; Linaceae
Source: the annotation of a GenBank genome assembly